AUACAAUGUCUUUCUGGUCAUUACUACUGUGUUUCGUUCUUCUGUCGACAAGUGGAAUUCAAGUUGACGCAGACAUGCCGGCACCACAGUGGCAACCAAGAUAUAGAUUAUUCACGUAUACUCAGGGGUAUUCGACUGUGCAAUGUUCAUGCUUGAGAAUUCUAUCCCAUGCGGAGCUUCGUCGAGUACUUCCACCACCUACAUCGAAGUGUCCUCGAUGCCGCUAUGUGGCUUGAUCUGAGAAGAAGAGGAGGAGGGAUG
Molecule: messenger RNA, 261 nt
Organism: Trichobilharzia regenti
Lineage: Eukaryota; Metazoa; Platyhelminthes; Trematoda; Strigeidida; Schistosomatidae
Source: the annotation of a GenBank genome assembly